CAGCACACUUGUAGUCCAGAAUUGUUACCAACGUUGGCCCGAUCAGCCAUUCUCGAGAAAGAAAUUGAAUGAAAAGCACCUUUAUUCUAGUUAACCUUCCGUAACCUGCAGUAGGAUGAACCGAACUAGAAGACAAACUGUACACCGUCUCCUGGUGACAUGGAUAGCUCUCCAGACGCUUUCCAUGGGUUGUCCUCUAUCACACCCACCGCCGGUACCAGCAACGCCAUCGGUCUGCCACAACCAGUGCCCUUCAGGUUGGAACUACUUGGACAAAUCUUGCUACAUCCUCGUUGGGGAACCGCUACCUUGGCCAGACGCAGAAUUACGUUGCCAUGACCUUGUCGUAGCAGCCUGCGGACAUGGUGUGAUGGGGCACCUGGCUUCGAUAUACGGGGACGCAGAGAACAAUUUCGUUCAUUGCCUUUGGAAGCGCAUGGGCCGUGGGGAUAUGGCUAUAGAUGGUAUAUACUGGAUUGGUCUCACCAAACAAUCAGGUCACUUGUACUGGACGGAUGGCUCCCUUCCUCUUUACCAUCAAUGGGAUUCCGGCGUCCAAGAAACUGUCGACAGUAAAGAUGGUUUCUGUACAUAUGUGUCUGGUCGAGGAAUCAGCCAGAAGAAAUGGAACACUACAGACUGUGAGCACCCAGUGAAUAGGGUUAACGGUCUACCGUUUGCCUGUGAGUUUGUCCAAGCUCCAAACCAACCUGUGAAUCAGCCCGAACCUGUGAGAGCUCCUGGACCUGUAUAAAUCUAUCCUCGGGUUGGAAUAGGGAAGGAGGCUUUUCAUAAAGAGUUAAGAUCGACGUGUUAAAACACAACAAGCGAAACCGUCUUCAGACCAGCCAAAGUUGUUGCGUUGGAUUUGUGAUGAGUGACUCUAAAUAUAAUAUACAUGAUGGAGUAAGCCUAUGAUUUAAACUCUCUUCUUAUAACUGUAUAAUAAGAAUGUUGCUGUCCGAUUGGUAAAUUGCAAUUUACGAGUCAUGGUUAGUUGUAGUUCAGCAGAAAGUAGUCUGCGUUGAUCUGUUAUAUAUUCACAACGAUUAUUGACAUUGUUAUGAUUAUUAAUAAAUUAAGUAAUUCAUCUUCUUUUCAUUUAAUGAUUUAAAGUAAUGACCCGGUACAUCGGUGUUGACCGAAGCAAAAGAAAGUUCUAAGGACUUGUUUGAAUUGCACGCCAUUUCAAAUGAGGAUAUUUAAUCAGGACACCAAGAUUCAAAUCAUUAUCUCAGACAUAAUGUGCAUCACUUUCCUUGAAUAGUGUAAUAAUUGAACAAACUUCUCAAGCUUGCUUCCUUUUAACAGUCCAAGCGCCAUGUUGCUAUGCCCCGGGCGUUCAAUAACUAUUUCAAAGGCGCUUCGUUGUUGUAAUUCUUAUAAGUGCCCUCAAUAAUGUUAUUUGAAUGAUAAUUACCAUAUAGUUCAAAGUGGCAAUGAAUGAUAAUUAUGAGUAGAAAAUGAAAUAUAAUUGUAUAAAGGUAUCUGAAGGGAAAAAGCAAUGGUUAUAAAUGUUAAUUUAAUUUCCACGACAGUCCACUUUGUAUUCGUUAGAGCCAUAUGUUUUAAAAUCGGUCUAUCAGUUAAGAAAAAAAUCAUUUCGGAAAGACACAAGAAUUAGAUGUGUUAGCUGCCCUGACAUAGCGCUCUUAAAAGAUUAAUGACAGGUACAUUUUUCAACCUCGAGUAAAGCUUACGCUCCUGGCUAUAUCAAGAUAGUUUUAAUCGAGUUGCUAUUGAAAUACUGUGUGCGUGUAGGGGUAGACCAGUUUUCUUUUUUUCUUUUAACCCGGUGGCCUAUUUAUACAUCAUGCAAUAGAAGUUAGAAGCAAAUAGGAUUGAGUACCAGGGAUGGGGGAUUUAAUUCCCAGAAUAAAUCUUGCAUUUGCGAUUAGGUCAAUCAAAGCGAAGAGAGAUUAUAAGAUUAGCAUCGACUUGCAAUCAAGCUAACUGAUCCCUGAUCUUCCUCCUGGCAAGAAUACACCCACCAAGCAACUAGUUCUUUAUAUAUAACACCAUUGCAAUGCAUUCGGAGGGGGUGUGUUCAGCUGAUUCAACAUAUUGAUUAUAAUUACUACGCCCUCUAUAUCCAUGCGAUUGUUUGAAUAGAGAUAACCCCACCCCAUCCCUCCAUCUUAUUUGGUGGUUGACCUUGAAUUCAAGGUAACUUCUAGCUUAUUUUGCUAGCUCAUCCACUCUCUUUAAUAUUUCAUGGGGUUUAUUAAUCUAGGUGCGUUUCAUGUAAUUGAGGUUGUAAAUUUGUUUCAAGUAUUUAAUAUU
Messenger RNA from Lytechinus variegatus (green sea urchin), 2283 nucleotides. Its product is annotated as C-type lectin 9a-like. NCBI's taxonomy places the organism in Eukaryota, Metazoa, Echinodermata, Echinoidea, Temnopleuroida, Toxopneustidae. The record is from RefSeq and is a predicted model, not a curated record. Bases 116 to 754 code for a protein of 212 amino acids. Gene Ontology annotation, molecular function: signaling receptor activity. The transcript is spliced from 3 exons.